Molecule: messenger RNA, 1341 nt
Organism: Parnassius apollo (apollo)
Lineage: Eukaryota; Metazoa; Arthropoda; Insecta; Lepidoptera; Papilionidae
Source: the annotation of a GenBank genome assembly
AUGUUUAAAAAUGAACUUUAUAUUUAUGGCAAGGAAGAUGUUCUUGUUCCAGCCCAUUUGAAUUUUGGCAAGUACAUGUUAGAUAAGUUCAGAAGACACCAGGAAGGAAUGGCCCUGGAAAAUGCAGUAACAGGAGAAACUCUCACAUAUAAAGAACUUACUAGAUACGCUGUUUCUUUGUCUAUUUCAUUAAUAAGAUUAGGAGUAAAAAAAGGUGAUAUAGUUGCAGUUGGAUGCGAAAAACGCAUUGAUUUUAUUCCGACGGUACUGGCUAUAAUAUUUACCGGCGCGACUUACACGCCGUACGAUGUAUAUAGCGGCAGAGCUGUGUUAAAACAUAAGUUGUCAAUUACAUAUCCAAAAUAUUUCAUUCUUUCAAACAAAUUUUGGGACACGCACAAGGAUAUUUUACAAAGUUUCGACUGUAUUAAGAUAUUCAUAUCAUUAGAUGAAGGGCUGAAUGAUGCAGUCCCAGUCAAGGAUUUAAUAACAGAUCGAGUUGAUAUUACAAAGUUUGAGCCUGUUGAAGUAGUCGGGCAAAUUGAUACAGCAUUUAUCUUGUACUCGUCUGGAACCACUGGCAUGCCUAAAGGAGUAGAGUUGACACAUUUAAAUUGCAUUCUUAAUAGCGCUCAAAAUGAGUUUAAAGACGAAUCACUGCAAACAGCUUUUGUGUGCGGAGAAUGGUAUCAUAACUAUGAUACUUUUAUGACAUAUAAAUUUUUAGCUGCUGGAAGAAAAGUUGUAUAUGCUGUUGAUGUCUCAGAAGAAAAUGUAUUAAUGGGUAUGGAUAAAUGCCAAAUUGCAGAUCUUGAAACAAGAAAAACACUUGGACCUAACCAGCCUGGUGAAAUUUGUGUAAAAGGACCUAUAUUAAUGAAAGGAUACAUUGGUAUUGAUUCCUCAAGUUACCUGGAUGAGGAGGGUUUCCUAAAAACUGGUGACUUAGGAUACUACGAUGACGAUGAAUACUUUUAUAUUAUUGAUAGAAUAAAAGAAAUUAUUAACUACAAAGGAUGUAAGAUUGCACCACUAGAAUUAGAAACAAUACUAAUGUCACAUCCAGAUGUUUGCGACGCAGCAGUUGUAGGCAAACCUAUUCCUGAUUAUGGGGAAGUGCCGGCUGCUUUUAUAGUGAAGCAACAGUCAUCAAAUAUUACCGAAAUGGAUUUGAUUAAUUAUGUGGCUUCCGAGGCAAGUAUCAAUCUCAUAUAUUUCGUAGUAUCUCCUCUUAUGCAGCUAAGAGGCGGUGUUCGAUUCAUUGACAAAAUUCCUCGAAACACCAGAGGAAAAAUAUUAAGGCGACGAUUAAGAGAAAUGCUUAAUGAUGAAGAUAAUUAA